This is a messenger RNA of Aspergillus calidoustus, 369 nucleotides long. The record is from the annotation of a GenBank genome assembly. NCBI's taxonomy places the organism in Eukaryota, Fungi, Ascomycota, Eurotiomycetes, Eurotiales, Aspergillaceae.
AUGAUCAUCGAUCCGCAAAUUGGUUUUAUAUCUGUGAAUAGUGAGCCAUCUCCUAUUUUCCUCUCCAACCUGAUAGUAUUCCAUGGGGCUAUAGAACGAAUGGCCCCGUUAUUUAGGGAAAAUGGCCCUCAGUAUCACAGCGGACCACAGCGCUGGAUGAUAGAAGAACACCUCUAUAAUCUUUCAACACAAAGUGAAAUUCUCUACUUGCGUGUAAAGCGCCUUCGGUCUGCAGUCCAUGAUGAACAACAAGUUUGGCCGCAAAACCUCGAAACGCUUGAAGAGCUUAUUGAAGAGAUUCACAAGACCAUGCACUUGCAGACGGAGAUAUUGUUGAGGGUACAAGAGCUACUAUAUGGGACGUCAUAG